AUGCUUCGAACGGUCCUCGGACUGCGGGCUCUCCCCCGAGCAAGAGCAUCACCGACCAGGGCUGCAUGGAGAGAUGUCUGGACGAGGUUUCUAAGCUCCGAGACGAGCCACACGACAGCAGGUGCUAGGCAGUGGCAAAGCCCACCAGGUCCUCUGCAGCUCCUCCGGAGCUUCACGCGCCACUGCGCAAAGCGACCGAACAACGGAACCUGGGGGUCAACGGUGGGGAGGAUGCAGCAACGAGGGUUCAGGUUUUCACCCUGGAGAAGAAGCACGAACGGCACCGGAGAUAAGGUCCCGGAGAGGCUGUCGCUAGGUGCACGGCUGAGAAAGUUGUCCAAGGAAUACGGCUGGUCCGCGGUCGGCGUCUACCUCGGACUCAGCGUGCUCGACUUUCCCUUUUGCUUUCUCCUCGUGAGGGUGGUUGGGACUGAGACCAUCGGCAAGAUUGAGCACUUUGUCAUUUCCAACGUCAAGGCCAUCGUUCCCGAAUCGGCACGGCAGAAAUGGCAUGGGUACUGUCACGCCGUCAAAGAGGCUGAAAACCAGCAGCUGGGCAACGACAACAUCAGCGACAAGGUAGAGAUGGCUGGCUGGGGAGUCAAGGAAGCUCAGGAACGGAACGAAGAGGAAGCCAGCCUGGCGACGCAAUUGGCGCUCGCCUACGCAAUCCACAAGAGCUUUAUCUUUGUGCGAGUGCCGCUGACGGCGGCGGUCACGCCCAAGGUGGUCAAGGUGCUCAGGUCUUGGGGCUGGAAUAUUGGCAAACGCAGCCCGCGAUGA
Messenger RNA from Hirsutella rhossiliensis, 783 nucleotides. RefSeq names its product peptide alpha-N-acetyltransferase. NCBI's taxonomy places the organism in Eukaryota, Fungi, Ascomycota, Sordariomycetes, Hypocreales, Ophiocordycipitaceae. The transcript has 3 exons. The coding region runs from base 1 to 783 and encodes 260 amino acids. Gene Ontology annotation, cellular component: mitochondrion. The record is from RefSeq and is a predicted model, not a curated record.